CUCCGAUACCACCGGCACCUCCGACACCGGCACCUCCGGGAGCGGCAGCGGCACCUCGGGGAGCGGCGCGGGCGGAGCGGCACAGGAGCGGCCGGACUGCCCGUCCCGAGGACUCUACUGGAUCUGCUGGAUCACAGAGAUUGUGUGUGAUGCUGUCCAUGUCACUGGAGAGGAGCUCUGCACAAGUGGCCUUGAUCCAUGUGCUCGUUCACUGAUGUCCAGCUUGUUCCUUCGCAAUCUGACUCAGCAAAGUGCUCGAGGCUUGCAGCAGUGACUGAAGUCAGAAGGGGCUGACUUCUGAAGAUUCCAGGCAGGAUGAAAGACCGUUUAAGUGAGCUGCGUGAAUUUGCCAGGUUACACAACCAGCAAUUUUCUGAUAGUGAUGAUGAUGAUGAGAAUUCACCCCAGGAUAUUCUCCUUUAUGAGACGGACUAUGCCUUGGAAAUCCUUCAUAAGGAUAUACAGAGCAUCCGGGCAGAAAACGACCACCUAAAAGCGGAUGUCACCCGCCUCAGAAAGCAAAACACCCGCUUCCUCACCUCCAUGCGCCGCCUUAGCAGCAUCAAACGAGACACUAAUUGCAUUGCCAGAGACAUUAAGAGCCGUGGAGAGAGCAUCCACAGGAAACUGCAGGUAAUGAGAGAUUUCUGUGAAGAUGCAAUAACAAAAUACGGAGCUAUGUCUGUCAUUGCCAGGGUGGCGAAGAACCACUACGUUGACCUCAUGCACACAUUUCAGGACGCUAUGUUUGAUUACAACGCAGCAGAGAUGAACCAGCGGGAGAACUGCAAGAUCCGAAUUCAGCGGCAGCUGGAGAUCAUGGGCAAGGACGUUUCUGGGCACCAGAUUGAGGAGAUGAUUGAGCAAGGCAAAUGGGAUGUCUUCUCCGAGAAUCUCUUGUCGGAUGUCAAGGGAGCUCGUGCGGCCUUGAAUGAGAUAGAGACGCGGCACAAGGAGCUGGUGAAGCUGGAAGGUCGCAUUAAGGAAGUUCACGAGCUCUUUCUGCAGGUGGCCCUGCUGGUGGAGGAACAGGCAGACACCUUUGAUGUUAUUGAGAUAAAUAUGCAAAAUGUUGAGGACUAUGUAGGAGAUGCUAAAGACCAAGUGAAAAGAGCUUUGGAAUACAGGAGAAAACAUCCCCUCAGAACAAUCCUCUGCUGUUGCAUAUCAUGUUGCAGAAGGUGAUGGUCCCACUGGAGCUAUCACAGACUGACUUGAAUGUCUUCAAAAUUAGGUGUUCUUUCCAGAGACUUUUCUGUAAUGACAAGCCCUAGAAAUAGGGGGGAUAUUUUGCAGUUGGUUUUAUUCAUUGCCUGUUUACUAAAUGUGCUGAAGGCUGUUUGUAUUUAUGAACUCUUAGAAAUGUUGAUAAAACUAUUUUUAAUGUAAUUUUUACUGAAAGGUCCUGUUACUGUAUCUAGAGAUGCAAUAUCUCUACAGUGAUACUCGUUUCAUAUAGGCAAGAAAGAAGAAUGAAUAACUUAUCCCAGGAAAGAUGAAUACUUUUAAGAAGUUACUUUAUUCUUAUUUGUUGAAGUGAGGCUGCAGGCAGUGAAGCCUUAUUGCCUGGGGCAGCACAGUACACCACAGAAUCAGGAGGUUUCAGUUUUAACUAGUUUGGAGCCUGCUUGAUACAAAUUUGACAAAAUACUGAGCCUGGAGCAGGGCACAGAACUAGUCUCUCUUUCAACUUGAUUUUCAGCUGUCUGGAAUCUUAACAGAAGUGGCUGCACCUUAAAUGUUAAUAUGCACAUUUUGCUCUAUUUGUGUGCAAGUGACUGCUUUUUUCCAUUGAGUAUCCAGCUAUCUCAAGGCAGCUAAAAGCACUGCAACACAGGUAUCUCACUUUUAACUUGAACUGCUCUCACCUCUCAGUUUCAAACCUGCCAUGCUUUCAUGUUCUGAUGACAUUGGCAUUUUUCUAAUUGGGAUUUUCCUGCCAAUUAACACUUCAUCCAGGGGAGAAACAUGAGGUGGCCUUCUGCAGAAACCUGUAUAAGAUGACAACAGCUGUGGGUUGAGGAAACAUUUUAGUGUCUCCUGUACAGGCACAUACAUAGAAGCCAUUUUAGUGGAAUGACUGGCCUGUCAGUACACUUUUAUUUUUUAUAAGCAUUGACCAAAUAUGGAUUUUUUUUCUAUAUCUGUUUUAAAUAAGAUGAAGGAUUAAAUUUUUUUACUAUGCAUUUUUACUUGUGUACAAAAAAUUUUGACUUUUCCCCAAUUGUUGGGAAAUCUCCACCAGGGAAAGCAAACAGAAGUAUUUCUUCAGUACACCUGAAGAAAAAAGAAAACAGUUUCAUGCCAUUUCAGUGCUCUUUUUAAGCUUCAAAGGAAACUCUCCUUUUGUGAGAGUCUGCCCUUACACAAGGGCAAAUCAGAAGGUUUGGAGUAUUGCAAGGAAAUAAAAAAUGGGCAGUCCUGGUAAGCACUGAGCAUUGUCAGUGGAACAUAUUCAUAGAGUGUGGUGAUUGAUCACAGCUCCUGCUUCUGGAGAUUUUCCAAAUAUAUUUCUAGGUGACUUCCUGAUACACUGUGAUCUAUUGCUAUCCUUUAAAAUAAUGCAGGACAUUUUUUCAGAUUUUUUUUUUUAACUAAUGGUCCUAUUUGUACCAAUUUUAAUAAAUAUAUUUAAACAUUUCAAAUAUUUUGUAUUUGGGAGUAUUCCUCAGAUGUGCAUACAUGUACACCUUCCUACACCAGUUGCAGUGAAACGUCUCCCUUCUUACCUUUUGCACCCUGAUUUUAUGUGUGAAAAAAAACCCCCAAACAUUUCUUACUAUUUGUAUUAAUAUAACAAAACAGCAAAAUAAAUCCAGCUUCCAAGCUUUCAUGUCUGACUGGGAAACAAUUUUAGCCAGACAGACUUUUGCACACAAAUAGAAACUAAAGGGAUAACUUUUCUCAGAAUGUGAUUGUCCCUUUUGUUGUAGCACUUGUCUCUAAUAACAUGGAAGAGUGAGGAACACAGAUCUCCUAACCAUAAGAUAUUUUGAUAUUCAGUGGUGUACUGGUGAUAUAUCAGUGUUAUGCUUGUCUGAGGAUGUCUCCAGUGAGGUGUUCAAACUUGAAGUGUGAGAAAGGAGGGUGAUAAGCUGGGACCACAGCCAGUGGCUUUGGUGCCACUCAAGAAGACAAAGUUGUUUACUCUGUAGGUACUGCCAUUAAGUCAGUGGAACUGUGCAUUCCUCCAAGAGUCAGCAUGUGGGGAUAAAUCAAUGAAGAAUUAAAUACUGUAUUUCCUUCCACAUGCACAUUCCUAGCACUUGCCAAUGUUUUUAAUAAAAAUUGUGUUCAUGUU
Messenger RNA from Zonotrichia albicollis (white-throated sparrow), 3301 nucleotides. It is a transcript of the gene STX11, whose product is annotated as syntaxin 11. Lineage: Eukaryota; Metazoa; Chordata; Aves; Passeriformes; Passerellidae. Gene Ontology annotation, molecular function: SNARE binding; SNAP receptor activity. Gene Ontology annotation, cellular component: endomembrane system; SNARE complex; plasma membrane. Gene Ontology annotation, biological process: exocytosis; synaptic vesicle fusion to presynaptic active zone membrane; intracellular protein transport. The record is from RefSeq and is a predicted model, not a curated record.